This is a messenger RNA of Lactuca sativa (garden lettuce), 882 nucleotides long. The record is from RefSeq and is a predicted model, not a curated record. NCBI's taxonomy places the organism in Eukaryota, Viridiplantae, Streptophyta, Magnoliopsida, Asterales, Asteraceae.
AUGGCAGACUCAUUACUUUCUUCGAUCGCUACUUUUCAUACGACUAAGAUCAUAGUCACCGAUCCCUUCAAGUUUCCCUUCAACGGGUCUAUUCCAGCCUCUAUGUAUGCUUGUGUGGCUGAUGCAAGCAAACUAUUCCAAGAAUACAAGAAACUUCCAUCUUCCGAGCCAAGGGAGUUAACUUCGAAGAUGAUCAAGUUAUUAAAGGAAGCUGAUAAACCAGCCAAAAGGGGCAAAAAGCCUAAUUUUAAAAAGAAGGAGAAGGAGGGUCAAGUGUCCACGGUGACUACUCCAAAGAAGCGAAAGUCUGAGAUGGCAGCUCCCUCUCAACCGAAGAAGAGAAAGGUUAAGAAAAUGGCCAAGAAUCCACGACGUGUUUCCACUAGUGAUUUAGACUACACUCCCUUAGAUCUGCAACGGAACACUCCACCAAGCGAAAAGAAAAAGCUGCAAAGCGAUGAUGAUGAUGAUGAUGAUGAUGAUGCCCCUGUCACCAUGUGGCAUCUCAAGGAGCUGAAUGAAAAGCUAGACAAGCUUAUGGCCUCCUCAUCUACUCAGGAUUCUCUUUCUGAGUCUGCUAUUAAAGGCAUUGAUGAUGAUGAUGAUGAUGAGGAUGAGGAUGAUGUUGCUGUUAUAGAAGAAUCGACUCCUAAAUCAAGUUAUCACAAAGUCAAGCCCAACAUUCAAGAGAUUAAAGAAAGAGUUAAUGAAGCUAUUAAUCAGGAGAAUGAAAAGAGUGAAGUGAAUCUGCUUAAACAAAGGAAAUUGAAGUUUUCUCUGUGGUCGUUGGAAAGGCUUCGGAAGGAGGUAAUUGAAGCUCCAAGCUCACAUUGGCUAGAGCCUGUUCUUUCAUUCGAUGCUGAGAAUUCUAAAGAUUCUUAA